AGCUCCGGAGGCCGCCGCGAUGCCGGGCGAAAACAUCUUCCUGUUCGUGCCCAACCUCAUCGGUUAUGCCCGGAUCGUCUUCGCCGUCAUUUCCUUCUACUUCAUGCCUUGCUGCCCCCUCACGGCCUCCUCCUUCUACCUGCUCAGCGGGCUUCUGGACGCUGUCGAUGGACACGCGGCUCGAGCCCUUAAUCAAGGAACUCGGUUUGGGGCCAUGCUGGACAUGCUAACCGACCGCUGCUCCACCAUGUGUCUGCUGGUCAACCUGGCCCUGCUGUACCCUCGGGCCACGCUUGUCUUCCAGCUCAGCAUGAGCCUGGACGUGGCCAGUCACUGGCUCCAUCUGCACAGCUCCGUGGUGCGAGGCAGUGAGAGUCACAAGAUGAUCGACCUUUCUGGGAAUGCUGUGCUCCGAAUCUACUACACCUCCAGGCCCGCUCUCUUCACGAUGUGUGCUGGAAAUGAGCUCUUCUACUGCCUACUCUACCUAUUCAGCUUCUCUGAGGGACCAGUAGUGGGGUCUGUGGGGCUUUUCCGAGCGGGCCUCUGGAUCACUGCCCCCAUCGCCUUGCUCAAGUCUGUCAUCAGCGUCAUCCACCUGGUCACUGCCGCUCGCAACAUGGCUGCCCUUGAUGCGGCCGACCGUGCCAAGAAGAAGUGAGCCUGGCCCUGGGGUUCACUGCUGGGCCUCCUCUCCUGGAGGCCUCGCCUCGCCUCUUCCUAUGUGGUUCUCUGCCUGUCUCUGGCAUUGUCGAUGUUGCUGGGUCCCUGGGACCCGGGCUGCCCUCCAGAGGCCCAACCCUUGGCUGUGCCCCGGGUAUAGCAGGCCCUCUGAGGACCGGGCCACACACCCCUGCUGCCAGCCUGGGGCUCCCGUCUGAGAGCUGGGGACACCUGUGGGUCAGAGCUGAGGCAGGGCCGGGCUGGGCCGCCCAAAGGAGGAGGAGUCAGACCCCUGCCCGGGUACCGUCCAGGCUGCCCAGCCCUGGAGGCUUCCCGAUAAAGGCAGGAACUUCACUCUGUGGAUGUGGUUUCGUUUGAGACAUUCUGGGCUCAGGUCUCAGUUGAGGGGAGCAUGGGGAGAAAGGGAAAGGUAUCUGGAUGCCUUUCCCCCAGCUUUCUGGCUGGCUGUCUCCUGCCGCCCAAGUUCAUGCAGCCCUUCUCUGCCCACCCACUCUGUCUGCUUUUAUUUGUAUUCUGGACGUUUUCUACCCUCACUAGAAUGUGAACUCCAGGAAGCACAGACUUAUCUCCUUCCUUUCUCUGUGUAGAAUGAAGAUAACCCUAACCUGGCUGCUUAAUAAAUAUUCCUGAACAGAUCAGUUGGUUUUUCAGAGUGGAGUCCUUAGACUACCUGUUGGAUCUUUCUUUCAUUUUUAAUUUUUUUAUUGUGUUACU
Messenger RNA from Fukomys damarensis (Damara mole-rat), 1398 nucleotides. RefSeq names its product CDP-diacylglycerol--inositol 3-phosphatidyltransferase (gene Cdipt). Gene Ontology annotation, biological process: phosphatidylinositol biosynthetic process. The coding region runs from base 20 to 661 and encodes 213 amino acids. The transcript has 6 exons. Lineage: Eukaryota; Metazoa; Chordata; Mammalia; Rodentia; Bathyergidae. Gene Ontology annotation, molecular function: CDP-diacylglycerol-inositol 3-phosphatidyltransferase activity. Gene Ontology annotation, cellular component: Golgi apparatus; membrane. The record is from RefSeq and is a predicted model, not a curated record.